This is a messenger RNA of Ailuropoda melanoleuca (giant panda), 4901 nucleotides long. It is a transcript of the gene KDM2B, whose product is annotated as lysine demethylase 2B. The record is from RefSeq and is a predicted model, not a curated record. The coding region runs from base 94 to 4011 and encodes 1305 amino acids. The transcript is spliced from 24 exons. Gene Ontology annotation, molecular function: protein binding; DNA binding; zinc ion binding. NCBI's taxonomy places the organism in Eukaryota, Metazoa, Chordata, Mammalia, Carnivora, Ursidae.
CGGCGCUGGGCGGUUGAGGGAGGAGGCAGGGGAUGCGGGGAGUGGUGGGGGAGUCUCCUUAGGAAGUGAGUGUGCGCGCGCGCUUGUGGGGAGAUGAGGCAGCUGCUGCGUCCGAUUGACCGCCAGAGAUACGACGAGAACGAGGACUUGUCGGACGUGGAGGAGAUCGUCAGCGUCCGCGGCUUCAGCCUGGAGGAGAAGCUGCGCAGUCAGCUGUACCAGGGGGACUUCGUGCACGCCAUGGAGGGCAAAGAUUUCAACUAUGAGUACGUGCAGAGAGAAGCUCUCAGGGUUCCCCUGAUAUUUCGAGAAAAGGAUGGACUGGGGAUUAAGAUGCCUGACCCUGAUUUCACAGUCCGAGAUGUCAAACUACUGGUGGGUAGCCGGCGGCUGGUGGACGUGAUGGAUGUGAACACGCAGAAGGGCACGGAGAUGAGCAUGUCCCAGUUUGUGCGGUACUACGAGACGCCUGAGGCCCAGCGGGACAAGCUGUACAACGUCAUCAGCCUGGAGUUCAGCCACACCAAGCUGGAGCACCUGGUCAAGCGUCCGACUGUGGUGGAUCUGGUGGAUUGGGUGGACAACAUGUGGCCCCAGCAUCUGAAGGACAAGCAGACAGAAGCCACGAAUGCCAUUGCCGAGAUGAAGUACCCGAAAGUGAAGAAGUACUGUCUGAUGAGCGUGAAAGGCUGUUUCACUGACUUCCACAUCGACUUCGGAGGCACGUCUGUUUGGUACCAUGUUUUCCGGGGUGGGAAGAUCUUUUGGCUGAUUCCUCCAACCCUGCACAAUUUGGCACUGUAUGAGGAGUGGGUGCUGUCAGGCAAACAGAGUGACAUCUUCCUGGGAGACCGCGUGGAGCGAUGCCAAAGAAUUGAGCUGAAACAGGGCUACACGUUUUUCAUCCCUUCCGGUUGGAUCCAUGCAGUCUACACCCCGGUAGACUCCCUGGUAUUUGGCGGAAACAUCCUGCACAGCUUUAACGUGCCCAUGCAGCUGCGGAUCUACGAGAUCGAGGACAGAACACGGGUGCAGCCCAAAUUUCGUUACCCCUUCUACUAUGAGAUGUGCUGGUAUGUCUUGGAAAGAUAUGUGUACUGUGUGACCCAGCGGUCCUACCUCACUCAGGAAUACCAGAGAGAAUCAAUGCUUAUUGAUGCGCCUAGAAAGCCCAGCAUAGACGGCUUCUCAUCUGAUUCCUGGCUGGAGAUGGAGGAGGAGUCCUGUGAGCAGCAGCCUCAAGAGGAGGAGAAGGAGGAGGAAGAAGAGGAGGAGGAAGAGGAAGAGGAGGGUGCAGAUAAGGGGCCCAAGCCCCCCGCCGAUGGCCCUCCGUCGCCCACCAGCACCCCCUCAGAGGACCAGGAAGCCUCUGGGAAGAAGCCCAAAGCACCUGCCAUGCGGUUCCUCCAAAGGACUUUGUCUAACGAGUCGGAGGAAAGUGUGAAGUCCACGACGGUGCCCACAGACUACCCCAAGACGCCCACUGGCUCCCCUGCCACAGGGGUCUCCACCAAGUGGACCCACCUCACUGAGUUUGAGCUGAAGGGCCUGAAAGCGCUGGUGGAGAAACUGGAAUCCCUCCCAGAGAACAAGAAGUGUGUCCCUGAGGGCAUCGAGGACCCCCAGGCACUCCUGGAGGGCGUGAAGAAUGUCCUGAAGGAGCAUGCGGAUGACGACCCCAGUCUGGCCAUCACUGGGGUCCCUGUAGUCACUUGGCCAAAGAAGACUCCAAAGAACCGGGCGGUAGGUCGGCCCAAGGGGAAGCUGGGCCCGGCCUCCGCCGUGAAGUUGGCCGCCAACCGGACAACGGCGGGAGCUCGCCGGCGCCGGACGCGAUGCCGCAAGUGCGAGGCCUGCCUGCGGACCGAGUGCGGAGAGUGCCACUUCUGCAAGGACAUGAAGAAGUUCGGGGGCCCCGGGCGGAUGAAGCAGAGCUGCAUCAUGCGGCAGUGCAUCGCGCCAGUGCUGCCCCACACCGCCGUGUGCCUGGUGUGUGGCGAGGCCGGGAAGGAAGACACCGUGGAAGAGGAAGAAGGAAAGUUUAACCUCAUGCUCAUGGAGUGCUCCAUCUGCAAUGAAAUCAUCCACCCUGGAUGCCUUAAGAUUAAGGAGUCAGAGGGCGUGGUCAACGAUGAGCUUCCAAACUGCUGGGAGUGUCCAAAGUGUAACCACGCCGGCAAGACCGGGAAACAAAAGCGUGGCCCUGGCUUUAAGUAUGCCUCCAACCUGCCUGGCUCCCUGCUCAAGGAGCAGAAGAUGAACCGGGACAACAAGGAAGGGCAGGAGCCUGCCAAGCGGAGGAGUGAGUGUGAGGAAGUGCCUCGGCGCAGGUCAGACGAACACCCCAAGAAGGUGCCCCCGGAUGGCAUCCUGCGCCGAAAGUCGGACGACGUGCACCUGAGGAGGAAGCGGAAAUACGAGAAGCCCCAAGAGCUGAGUGGACGCAAGCGAGCCUCGACGCUUCAAACGUCCCCCGGUUCCUCCUCUCACCUCUCGCCGAGGCCCCCUCUAGGCAGCAGCCUCAGCCCCUGGUGGAGAUCCAGUCUCACUUACUUCCAACAGCAGCUAAAACCUGGCAAAGAAGAUAAGCUUUUCAGGAAAAAGCGGCGGUCUUGGAAGAACGCCGAGGACCGGAUGGCUCUUGCCAACAAGCCUCUCCGACGCUUCAAGCAGGAGCCGGAGGAUGACCUGCCCGAGGCGCCCCCCAAAGCCCGGGAAAGCGACCACUCCCGCUCCAGCUCCCCUACUGCUGGGCCCAGCACAGAGGGGGCAGAGGGCCCUGAGGAGAAGAAAAAGGUAAAGAUACGCAGGAAAAGGCGGCUUCCCACCAAGGAGCUGAGCAAGGAACUAAGCAAGGAGCUGAACCAAGAGAUCCAGAAGACAGAGAACAGCCUGGCCAACGAGAACCACCAGCCCAUCAAGUCAGAGCCCGAGAGUGAGAGCGAGGAGCCCAAGCGGCCCCUGGGCCUCUGUGAGCGCCCCCACCGCUUCAGCAAGGGGCUCACCGGCACCCCCCGGGAGCUGCGGCACCAGCUGGGGCCUGGCCUGCGCAGCCCACCCCGUGUCAUCUCCCGGCCCCCUCCCUCUGUGUCCCCGCCCAAGUGCAUCCAGAUGGAGCGACACGUGAUUCGGCCGCCCCCCAUUAGCCCCCCGCCUGACUCGCUGCCCCUGGAUGAUGGGGCAGCCCACGUCAUGCACAGGGAGGUGUGGAUGGCCGUCUUCAGCUACCUCAGCCACCAAGACUUGUGUGUCUGCAUGCGGGUCUGCAGGACCUGGAACCGCUGGUGCUGCGAUAAGCGGUUAUGGACCCGCAUCGACCUGAACCACUGCAAGUCCAUCACACCCCUGAUGCUGAGUGGCAUCAUCCGGCGGCAGCCUGUCUCCCUGGACCUCAGCUGGACCAAUAUCUCCAAGAAACAGCUGAGCUGGCUCAUCAACCGGUUGCCUGGGCUCCGAGACUUGGUGCUGUCGGGCUGCUCGUGGAUCGCUGUCUCAGCUCUCUGUAGCUCUAGCUGUCCAUUGCUCCGGACCCUGGAUGUCCAGUGGGUAGAAGGACUAAAGGAUGCCCAGAUGCGGGAUCUCCUGUCCCCACCCACAGAUAACAGGCCAGGUCAGAUGGACAAUCGGAGCAAGCUCCGGAACAUCGUGGAGCUGCGUCUAGCAGGCCUGGACAUCACGGACGCCUCCCUGCGGCUCAUCAUACGCCACAUGCCCCUGCUCUCCAAGCUCCACCUUAGUUACUGUAAUCAUGUUACCGACCAGUCCAUCAACCUGCUCACUGCUGUGGGCACCACCACCCGAGACUCCUUAACCGAAAUCAACCUAUCAGACUGCAAUAAGGUUACUGACCAGUGCCUGUCCUUCUUCAAACGCUGUGGAAAUAUCUGUCAUAUUGACCUGAGGUACUGCAAGCAGGUUACCAAGGAAGGCUGUGAGCAGUUCAUAGCUGAAAUGUCUGUGAGUGUCCAGUUUGGGCAAGUGGAAGAAAAACUCCUGCAGAAACUGAGUUAGUCCAAGGACAAGCGGCCUUUACCAAGAAGACAUUCCCGCUGGAGAGGAGGAUGGACGCUGAAGAAAUUCUCUUACUGAAGCAGGAGCUUGGGAGUUUGUGUUGGUGGUGGUGUUUUGUUUUGGACACCUCAUUCCUUGCAACUCCGGGGGUCGGUGUCAACGUAAAGUGGACCACACACCACAUCUGCUGCCGUCGUGACAUUUUUUUGUUUCGUUUUGUUACAUCUUACAUUAUGCAGAACUAUUUUUGUACAAAUUGUUUAAAAGUUAUUUAUGCAAGGUUUGAAUGCAUACUUGUGUUUUUAUUGUUUUGAGAUUGCCAACUUUCCUGGUUUCCUUAAGGUAGGAGAGAACUUAACCUGUACUUCAUCGACACCAGUAAUCCAUCUACACACGUGCCCAGAUUUGGCAAAGCAGGUGAAGACCUUCCAAUUAAAAGCAUGUUUAACUGGAGGUUGAGAGCCUGCUUCGUACGUCAAGAAUUACAUAAGCAUGUGGAUAUAUGUUAAUUAAUUAUAGUCGAAGUAAGACACUUUGCCAAGUUUCCUCUGUAUAGAAUUCACCCAUUUCUCAAAAUUUUAAAAUUCAGACUUCAGCCUUUGCACUCAGGAGGGUUUUGCGCCAGCAUGAGCUCUUGUACUCUACCCAGAUCUAAUUUAUACAGUGGGUCAAGAAGUAGAAUAAAUGAUCCAACGUAGCCUUUCUUUUCCUGUUUUCUCUCCUUUGAAGGGAGUUGUUGAGUUCUCGUUCAAGGUUUAUAACAUGGCUAUUUCCUAGUUGUAAAGUUAUGCCUUCAUAAGUGCCAUUGUUGUAAGGUGUUGUUUUCCUAGACCUUCCCUGAUGCGGUUUUACCUUUGUUGAAUUUGUAUAAACAAUUGUACAAAAAAGCA